UCGUCCGGAACGGUCGAUAAAAGCGGUUACGCGAAUAAGAUUGCUCGUCGGUGGUUUGACUUUGACACGUACACGUUCUACAGUUACUGCAAGAUGACCACGGAUUAUAGAUACGCGUUUGAAGCCGAGUGGUAUGACAAAAUCGCCUGUCUACUGAAGAAGUUUUAUUUAUAUUAUUAUCCAUCUGACAAUACUGUCGAACUAUUUGACCUAAAAACAAGGAAGACUUUCUUAAAGAGAACGACGUCUGAAGGCAUACAGGCCAAAGAUUUUUAUAUUGGCGCUGUAGUGACGAUAUUUUCAAGAUCCAUAAAAAUUACAGCCUAUGCAGACCUCUAUACCGAAACCAAACUGGAAAGACAAUUGCAAAGGAUCCUUGCACUUUUGAAACCAGAUGUCAUUGAUAAAAUAGGCGAAAUAUUACGGAUCAUUACAGAUCAUGAUUUUCAGAUAGGAAAUAUAAAAAUGGUACAAUUAACUUUGGACCAAGUCAUGGAAUGUUAUCCCAUAAAAGAUAUCACCGAUAAAACGUCCCUCAUAAAUUAUCUCACCUCUGGCCCGGUUGUUGCUUUGGAAUUAUUAGGAGAAAAUGGCAUAACAAGAUGGCAAGAAUUGGCAGGUCCAGAGGACAGCGAGCGUGCACGUUCUACGGCGGCAUCCACAUUGAGAGCUCGGUAUGGAAGAGACGAGAUACGCAACGCCGUGCACGGAUCCGAAAACCCUGAAGUAGCAACGCGAGUAUGCGAGAGAAGAGUUUUGCGUAUGAUUAUUAAUAUUAAUGUCUCGAUUUCAUGCGUACUUGAAUACUUUCAGGAGUUACAAUAUUUCUUUCCUGAUUUGAAGAGUAAAAGUAAAAAAGUAAAAAACACUGCGGUUCUGCAAAACUGCACUUGUUGUAUCAUCAAGCCACAUGCUGUACAAGCGAAACUUGUCGGUGCCAUUGUUAAAGAUAUUCAGAAAGCGGGUUACAUAAUCACUGCGUUGCAACAGUUCUGCGUCAACUCAAUCAUGGCCGCAGAAUUUCUCGAAAUUUACAAAGGUGUUCUCCCGGAAUAUAAUGCAAUGGUAGCUGAAUUACAAUCUGGUCCAUGCGUCGUCAUGGAAGUGAGUCGUAAAGACGAAGGUCCCAAUGUAGUUACCGAUUUCAGGAAUUUUUGCGGUCCGAUGGAUCCGGAUAUCGCUCGACAAAUCAGACCAGACACUCUCAGAGCCAAAUACGGAAAGACAAAAGUACAAAACGCCAUACAUUGUUCCGAUUUGCCAGAAGACGGCGUAUUGGAGGUGGAAUACUUCUUCAGGAUUCUUGACGGAAUUUAAGUGAUUAAGUACAGUGUUAAGUAUACUGUGCGUAAUCAAUUAAAGUUACGAUUAAGACUUAUGCCAAUAAUAAUCUUAAUGUAUUUAAACAAGUAGUAUAUUUUUAUAUUUUUGUAUAAAAAAAUAAAUGAUAUUUCUA
Ooceraea biroi (clonal raider ant) is the source of this 1456-nucleotide messenger RNA. It is a transcript of the gene nmdyn-D7, whose product is annotated as nucleoside diphosphate kinase homolog 7. Gene Ontology annotation, molecular function: nucleoside diphosphate kinase activity; ATP binding. Lineage: Eukaryota; Metazoa; Arthropoda; Insecta; Hymenoptera; Formicidae. Gene Ontology annotation, cellular component: centrosome; axonemal microtubule. Gene Ontology annotation, biological process: UTP biosynthetic process; CTP biosynthetic process; GTP biosynthetic process. The record is from RefSeq and is a predicted model, not a curated record.